AUGAACAAUCCACUCAACACACAGAACCCCCCAGGACGCUGGGAAGAACCCCCAGUUCCCACCAUCACCGACAUCCUGACCUCGAAAAAGGACCACGGCGACGCCCAACUAGCCUACAAAGUCCUCGGCCUCCACUCCACCCCCGACCGCCCGGCCGCCGUCCGCCCGGACCUCAUGGACCUCAAGUACUGGUGCAACCGCGUCCUGGGCCGCAUCUGGAGCGAACACAGGAACAAGACGGGCACCUGGCCGGCGCCCGGCAGCGUCGAGCACCGCCGCAUCGUGGAGGCCAACAAGCGCCUCCUCUCCGCGAUCCGCACCGUCGCGGGCGCGCGCAGGCCGGGGCACCCGUACUGGUCGCCGUACCAGUGCGUCAGGGUCGAGAGGCCGGACGAUUUCCCGACCGACUUGGAUCACCGGACCUGGCCUACGUUGGGGUGCGUCCCGCUGCCGCUGGCGGCCUUUGAUGCGCAUUAUGAGAACGCGGAUGUGGAGGCGUUGAAGGAGGCGCAGGGCAGGACGGAGAGGGUGUGGAAGCCGACAAGGAAUAUGGUGUUGGAUAAGAGGCGGAGGGAGGAGGAGGGGAUGAUUGACGAGAUUGCGUGUUAUGGGUUCGAGGCGGUGCCGGGGUUUGUGUUUCUUGAUGAUAAGACGGAGGAGGAGAAGGAUGUGCUGAGCCACGUUUUUUAUGCUGGACCGACGCCGAAGAACGAGGAUAGUCUUUGGAAUUCUCUUGGGACAUUGCUCCAUUGCAACCCACUCAGAGGCAAAGAUCAGGGUCGACGUGCGCGACUGGGGCGAGAUGGACAUGCUGCGCUCCCUCUGCAAAACGACCCGGACUCGGGAUUGCCCAUGGACCCGGGCUACCACGAAAUGCUGCACGUCAUCGCGGACCUCCUCGACUGCGAAGUCAUCACCUUCACCCGCCCCGCCGGGAUGCCCGUCCUGAGAGAGAACGGCCUCGACACGAACCGGGAUAGCUUCCGGUACACCAUGCGCGUCUACGGCAAGCCGGCCUCGCAGUACGACUGCGCCAUCCUCUUCGGCUGGCGCAGACAGAUCCUCCUCGUCACGGACCCGGAGCUACGGCACUUCCAGCCCGUCAUCCGCGUGGAGCCCGAACUCCCGAUCUUUUGCAAACCCGACGGGGAUUACACGAUGCGCCGGGCGCGGGCUCUACCGACGGACGCAUUCGAUCCCUGGGACCGCUUCGCGCCGAUGCCGUGGUGGCCGGGGUGGGCGCGCGACGCGGACGGCGAGGUGAUGGGGGACUGGGAGGACGAGGACGAGCGGCGGGAUUUCUCGGCGCGGCAGCUCGCCGACAUGGCGCCCUCCGACAUCACGACGGGGCUGCUGCACCCGAGUAUCAUGCUUUGGGGGAGUAGGCAGGCAUUGAGUCCGUACGGUUAUUUGAGCGACCGGGAACAGGCCGAUUAUGAAGAGUGUUCUGACUGGAAGGGUUUCUUUGACGGGGACGGCGACCCGUUGAUGGGUGCUCUGGAGCGGGUGGAUGUCGGGGUGAUGGACGGGUGGCGGGGACCGGAGCCGGCGGCGGGCGCGCCGGGUGAUCCGGUGCCGGAGGUUGAGAUGAUGAAUGGGAAGAUGGUGGUGGCUUCGGCGGGGACGGAGAAGAGUGUGUAUAAGUCGAGGAGUCACUGCGAGGGGGUGAAGAGGACGUUGGAUAUGUAUCUUGAGGAUGAGGUGUCGGCGGUUAGCCAUGGGGAUCCCAAGAUUUACGGGUAUUUGAAGGUUUUGUUGACGGAGGAUAGGGAUCGGCGACCGGUUUGGCAUAAGAUGAAGAGGAGGUGA
Messenger RNA from Colletotrichum karsti, 1809 nucleotides. RefSeq lists its product as uncharacterized. The transcript is spliced from 3 exons. The record is from RefSeq and is a predicted model, not a curated record. The coding region runs from base 1 to 1809 and encodes 602 amino acids. NCBI's taxonomy places the organism in Eukaryota, Fungi, Ascomycota, Sordariomycetes, Glomerellales, Glomerellaceae.